Molecule: messenger RNA, 1866 nt
Organism: Ectocarpus siliculosus
Lineage: Eukaryota; Phaeophyceae; Ectocarpales; Ectocarpaceae
Source: the annotation of a GenBank genome assembly
AUGCUCUCCAAGGCUAAGGAGAACGCGUUCAACGGCAUCAGGCCCUACCUGCCCAAGGGCGCCGAGACCGAGCUUGCUCUCUUCAUGCUGGUCACGCUCCCGGUGCUCACGGUGGCCCUGCGCUCCGCGGACGAGAACAGCCGCCGGCCGAAGCCGGACCCCCUGCCGCCGGUGGCCCGCCCGCCGCGGAUCACGCGGUACCCCAAUUCCCCUGCGAAGGUGGACGCCGAAGCGGUGGCCGAGGCCCGCAAGGAGCGGCAGGCGCAGGCCGACGUCGAGGCCGUGGCGAAGCUGCGCGAGGAGCUGGCGGUACGGGGUCUGGCGGCGGUGACUGUGGCGGACGGAGCCCCGGCGGUGGAAGCGGCGGCGGGGGCGGUGGUGGGGGGUUUGCACGGAGGCGUGGCGGCGGCCGUGGCGGCGAAGCCGGACGCGAUCACGGCGGAGCUCGCGCGGCUGCGGGAGGAGCUGGCCGCGGCGGGGAAGCUUGCGGCCAAGGUGGAGGCGCUGGAGAGGGCCAACGCCAGGCUGAUGGGGCAGGUGGCUGAUCUUAGCAAGACGCCCUCUCUCGAGGAGAUUCGUCUUAGGUCGGAGAAGGAGGCCAUGAGAGCGGCGGCGCAACGGGAACGAGAGGAGGCGCGCGAGGCGGCUUACGCCGGCGUGCAGGAGAAGGCUACCAAGCUCAGCGCCGCCCGCGAGAAGCUGUCGGACGCCUUCCCGGCCCGCGAGUCCUUAGCGGCGGAGGCGGCCUCCUCCGCCAAGAAGAGUCCCGCGGCUUCCGCGAAAAAGCCUGCUGCCGCAAAGAAACCCGCCGCAAAGAAGCCCGCUGCUGCCGCGAAGAAGACGAAGAAGACGCCCGCUGAGACUAAGAAGAAGAAGAAAGCGGAUGCGGCGCCGGCGAAGAAGGCCAAAGCUUCGGGCAGGAAAAAGGCUGCUGCUGCUGCUGACCCGCCUGCCGUCGAGUCGCCGGAGCCUACGAUGUUGCACAACGGGGCCUCCGUAAUGAUGGAGGGGACGGAGACGGCGGUAGGGGCGGCGGCGGCAGCGGCGGCGGCGGCAGUGGCAGCGGCAGCGGAGGAGGAGGCGGCGGUGACUCCGAACGAGUACGAGGACAUGUCGGAGGACCUGUCGAGAGCGGUGCUCGGGGUGCAGGGGUACGACAUGGACGGGCUCGACUUGGAGAUGACGGACCUUCGCCCGGAAGACCUAGAGGAACUCCUUGCUCUGGAGAUGGGAGGUCUCGACAUGGCCGCCCGCGACGAGGAAGACUUCGGCCCGGAGGACGACGAGUCCAUGUCUCAGGGGCUCCGCAUGGCGGCAGAAUCCGCCCUGGCACACACCUCCGGAGGGGGCGCGGGCCGCAGGAUUCGAACCGCGUCCCCUGUCGGCGCGACCUCCUUGCGCUCCGGCGGCUCGGCGGCGGCGGCGGUUGCCGAGAGCCGGGGGGGCGCCCCGCAGGCCACGGCCGUCCGUGAGGGCGAGGGGGUGGGCUUUUCGUCUGUGCCUGGCACGAUCGAGGAGGAGGACGAGCUGGCGGCGUUCAGAAGACUGGAGGCGGAGGCGGUGGCGGACUUCGGUACCGGUGCUGCCGGUUGGGGUGGGCAGCAGUCCGUGGGCGUUGGUCGCCAACCCGCCCCGGCAGCAGCCGGCGGCGGCGGCGGGGGGGGGAGAGGGGGGGCUCCGCAGGAUGAUGGUGACUGGGGGGCGUUGUCGGCGAAGGCCGUCGGGCGGAAGACGGUGGCGGCGCUGAAGGAGUUCCUGGACGAGGAGGGUAUGGACUACCCCAGCAAGAUCAAGAAGGCGGAGCUGGUGGACAUGGUCCUCAACAUGCUCGCCAAGGGGCUCCGUCUCCGAAUGAACUUCAGUUGA